CUCGCUCCAGCGCUGUACAGUCUUCCCGCGCUGGCUUCUGUGACAGCCGGCAGUCUCUGGUCAUCUCCUUUACUGUCUGCAGUCUCUAGUCAUCCCCUGCACUGUCUGCAGUCUCUAGUUAUUCCCUGCACUGUCUGCAGUCUCUGGUUAUUCCCUGCACUGUCUGCAGUCUCUGGUCAUCUGUACUGUGUCCCUGGUAUUUUCCCUGUACUAUGUCUGCAGUCUCCGGUCAUCUCCUGUACUGUGUCCGCAGUCUCCGGUCAUCUCCUGUACUGUGUCCGCAGUCUCUGGUCAUCUCCUGUACUGUGUCUGCAGUCUCUGGUCAUCUCCUGUAGUAUGUCCGCAGUCUCUGGUCAUCUCCUGCACUGUGUCCGCAGUCUCUGGUCAUCUCCUGUAGUAUGUCUGCAGUCUCUGGUCAUCUCCUGUACUAUGUCCGCAGUCUCUGGUAUCUCCUGUACUAUGUCCGCAGUCUCUGGUCAUCUCCUGUAGUAUGUCCGCAGUCUCUGGUCAUCUCCUGUACUAUGUCUGCAGUCUCUGGUCAUCUCCUCUAGUAUGUCCGCAGUCUCUGGUCAUCUCCUG
This is a messenger RNA of Staurois parvus, 579 nucleotides long. Lineage: Eukaryota; Metazoa; Chordata; Amphibia; Anura; Ranidae. The record is from the annotation of a GenBank genome assembly.